GACUAAUUAGGCCACUCCCACGCACCUGACAUGUUCCCACAGCGGACAUUUAUUUUUCCCGCGCUAUCUGUAUCAGUAAGUGCUUAUUGUAACAAUGAUAUAAAACGAAGGUUCAGCAGGCAUUACAAAUAUUGCUCGGUUUUAGAUACAUAACGAUUUUAUCCAGUGGCCACCUGUCGUAAAGUCAUCUCACAUUUUAAAUAAUAUAAAUUAAGCUGUCCAUUUGACAAGGCGGCUCUGCACUACUACCGCCGGCGGAAAGGCAGUGUGUAAAUAUGGCCAAAGCGAAGCGGGGCCAGAAGGCCAAAGCUAAAAAGCCCAGACAGAGCUCGCAAAGUGACAACGAAGAUGGCCCCACCGAUACAUCCAAAAGGUCCCACAUGGCUGUGAAGCAGGAGGAAGGAGACUUUGCUCCCCAGCAGAUGGGGAGGAAGAGGAAGAGGCAAGACGUGCCCUCUGCCAUGGUUCAGAAAAAGACAACCUUAAAAAGGGAGGAUGGUGAGGUAAGCUCGGGGACACCAAGGAAGAGAGUCAAGAAGGAGGCCGAAGAGAAGAAGAUUGAGGAGGAAGAAGAGGGGCCCACCGUCUCUACCAAGCCGAAGAGGACCAAGAAAGAGAUUGAAGAGGCACGAGCUCUGAAGAUAAAGAAGAAGGAGGAAGAGGAGCAGCAACGUUGGAGAUGGUGGGAGGAGGAGAAAUAUGAGUACGGGGUAAAGUGGAAGGUUCUAGAACAUAAAGGACCGUGGUUCCCUCCUGAGUACCAGCCCCUGCCAAAGGAUGUUCGUUUUUACUAUGAUGGUCAGGAGGUGAAACUAAGCCCUGCAGCCGAGGAGGUGGCGCUGUUCUUUGCCCAGAUGCUGGACCACGAGUACACCACUAAGGAGGUGUUCCGGAACAACUUCUUCAAGGACUGGAGAAAGGAAAUGACCCACAAUGAGCGUGUACUGAUCCAGGACCUGAAUAAGUGUGACUUUGGGGAACUCCACAACAUGCAUAAGCAGAAGGUGGAGGCCAGGAAAAGCAUGACCAAGGAGGAGAAACUGGUGAUCAAAGAAGCCAACCAGAAGAUCGUGGAGGAGUACGGCUUCUGCCUGCUCGACCACCACAGAGAGCGCAUCGGCAACUUCAAGAUUGAGCCCCCGAGCCUCUUCAGGGGGCGCGGGGAGCACCCCAAGCAGGGCCAGCUUAAGAAGAGGAUCUGGCCCGAAGACGUCAUCAUCAACUGCAGCAAAGACUCGCGCAUCCCAGAGCCCCCGAAAGGUCACCACUGGAAGGAGGUUCGCCAUGACAACGGGGUGACGUGGCUGGCCAGCUGGACAGAGAACAUCCAGGGCUCCGUUAAAUACAUCAUGCUGAACGCCAACUCCAAACUCAAGGGGGAGAAGGACUGGGAGAAGUAUGAGGUGGCCCGCAGACUGAAGAGCUGUGUGGCCGGCAUUCGCCAGCACUACCAGGAAGACCUCAAGUCCAAACAGAUGGCCACUCGCCAGAGAGCCGUGGCCCUCUACUUCAUCGACAAGCUGGCUCUGAGAGCGGGUAAUGAGAAGGAGGAAGGAGAGACGGCCGACACGGUAGGCUGCUGCUCUCUCCGGGUGGAGCACCUCACCCUCCACGACCACCUGGAGGGGGAUGACUGGGUGGUGGAGUUUGACUUCCUGGGUAAAGAUUGUAUCCGCUACUACAACAAGGUCCCAGUCACCAAGCAGGUGUUUAAAAACUUGAAGCUGUUCAUGGAAAAUAAGCAAGGAGGGGACGAUGUCUUCGACCGCCUCAAUACAGGCUUGUUGAACAAGCACUUGAGUUCCCUUAUGCCAGGCCUGACUGCCAAGGUGUUCAGGACAUACAACGCCUCAAUCACCCUGCAACAGCAGCUCCGAGAGCUCUCCAACAUGACAAACAACCAGGCAGAGAAGAUGCUGUCUUACAACAGAGCCAACCGUGCAGUCGCAAUACUCUGUAACCACCAGCGGGCACCGCCAAAGAGCUUUGACCAGUCCAUGGCCAACCUACAGACUAAGAUCGAUGCCAGGAGGGAGCAGCUGGUCCUGGCCAAGACUAAUCUGAAGGAGGCCAAGAAGGAGGCCAAGUCCAGCUCCGACCCCAAGCUGCAGACGGCGGUGGAGCGCAAGAAGAAGGCCGUGGAGCGCUGUGAGGAGCAGCUGUUAAGGAUGGAGGUGCAGGCGACAGACCGGGAGGAGAACAAGCAGAUCGCUCUGGGCACCUCCAAACUCAACUACCUGGACCCACGCAUCAGUGUGGCCUGGUCAGAGACGAGCCCUCACUUCUCGCUCACCCCCUCUCCAACCCUUUCUCACACGCAAAGCAUACUUUCCAAGUACACACACUCUCACUCAUAUCAGACUUUAGCUGUGUUUUAUUCCCCAUAUUUGACACAAAUGUGGGGAAUAAGACACAGCUAUAGUCUAAGCUAAGACCAUUCAGUUGGCCUUAAACAUGAUCCGGGGACACGUUUGAUGUUGCGUUGUUCCUCUCUCCUGCAGGUGUAAGAACAUGGAGGUCCCCCUGGACAAGAUCUACAACAAGUCUCAGAGAGACAAGUUUGCCUGGGCCGUAGACAUGACCGAGACAGAC
Molecule: messenger RNA, 2592 nt
Organism: Hypomesus transpacificus
Lineage: Eukaryota; Metazoa; Chordata; Actinopteri; Osmeriformes; Osmeridae
Product: DNA topoisomerase 1
Exons: 17
Coding region: 276-2432 (718 amino acids)
Biological process (GO): DNA topological change; chromosome segregation; DNA replication
Cellular component (GO): chromosome; nucleolus
Molecular function (GO): DNA binding; DNA topoisomerase type I (single strand cut, ATP-independent) activity
Source: RefSeq, a predicted model, not a curated record